GAAAAACUGGGUUAAAACUGUUUAUGUUUAUCGCGCUUGUUGUUGACUGAUAGGAAAAUGAAGUAAUGUUUUUGGCAACAAAAAAUCCGAAAUCCGCAGGUAGCUUCACCGGCACAGAACGCCCUAAUCCUCCGUUCACUUAGACGCCCGUAUCUUAUCCGCGGCGGAUGCAAACCACUAAAAGGCGACUUGGCCAUGAAGUGCGGAUAAGCGGAAUGCUCCUUAUCGCCGCUGGCGAUUGGACAUUGGCUAUUUUACCAAUAAUAGUUACGAGUGGCUGGACUUUCAAGCAUUUCGCGCCUAGCAUUCGAAGCAGCCAGACCAGUCGCUAGAAUCGUACUCCAACAUGGUUGCAUUGAGCACAAACGGCCGCCGUGAGGAGAAGGCUGUAGCCAACAUCUACGAUGACAAACGGAUCUUUCCCGACUUCCGUGGCGGACCUUUGGACGAGUACCGCGAGCGGGCUAGCUUCUGCUACAAGCGCAUGAACGUGUUGCUCGAGGGCGAGGAUCACAUCCGGCUAAAGCACAAGGUGUGGCAAUGGAUGGAGAAGCACCCCGACUACCAGCGGGAGUCAGGCUCCGACUUGGAACGCACCCGAGAAUUGGCUAACAAGCGGCAGCACCUUCUGUGGGAGCAACAGUUCUACGGCGUCAACGAGUAUCUGGGAACUCCGCAUCUUCUGCUUGCUUUCGGGCAGGCCAUCUUCAGCUACGACUUUAGCACUUCGGUCAAGUUCGGCCUGUCCACUGGCAUGUUCCCCAGCACCCUGGUCUCCAACGGAUCUGGCCGCCUGGGCAAGUACGUGGCCAAGAUCGCGGACAACCGUAUUCUGGGAGCCUACGCUCUCACUGAGAUUUCUCACGGCACCAACGCGCUCGGCAUGCGCACCCGAGCCACCUACGACUUAAAAAGGCAGGAGUUUAUCAUCAACACGCCAGACUUCGAGGCGGCCAAAUGUUGGGUCGGCAAUCUUGGCAAGACCUGCACCCACGCCAUCGUCUACGCCCAGCUGUACGUGCCCGAUGACAAGCACCAGGGCCUACAGGCAUUCCUUGUUCCCAUUCGCGACGAGCGUACCUUGCUGCCUUUCCCCGGCGUAACCGUUGGCGAUAUGGGCGAGAAGAUCGGCCUCAAUGGCAUUGAUAACGGAUUUGUGAUGUUCAACCAGUAUCGCAUCCCUAAGGCGAAUCUGCUGUCCAAGACUGGUGACAUCGAUGCGCAGGGCAACUACACCAGUCAAAUUAAGGACGAGCGUAAGCGCCUUGGCGCCUCCUUGGGCGCUCUCUCCGUGGGCCGCGUUAAUAUCACUGCUAUCACCUACGUGGCGCUGAGCAAGGCUGUGACAAUUGCCACUCGCUAUGCGGCCAGCAGACGCCAGUUUGGCCCUACGAACAGCCCGGCGGAGUGGCCUGUGAUCGAGUAUCAGUCACAGCAAUACCGACUUAUUCCACACUUGGCCACCACAAUCGCCUUGCGGGUUGCUACACUCUGGAUUGGCAAAGAGAACGUGGAUUUGACCAUGAAGGGCUUCACUGGCGAGGACACGUCGCAGGCGGGCAUGGAGAUCCAUGCGAUCUCUUCGGCACUCAAGCCAGUGGCCACUUGGGCAGCCAGGGAUGGCAUCCAGGAGUGCCGCGAGGCCUGUGGCGGUCAUGGCUACCUUAAGUCGUCAGGCUUGGGCGAGCUUCGCAACGACAACGAUGCUAACUGCACCUAUGAGGGCGAGAACAACACACUCAUCCAGCAAGCGUCCAAUUGGUUGAUCAGUCUGCGACGCAACAAUGCCGACUUCGUGGCAGUAUCUCCAUUGAAGACAGUGUCUUUCCUGAAGGAUAUGGACUCAAUUCUGCAAAGCAAGGGCCAGGAGCGAACUCCUGCCGAAGUUUUGGAUCCGCACAAUCUACUUAAUGCCCUCAACUGGCUUACCGUCUGGCAACUGGACACGACGGUGAAACGAGUUGAGGAACUGCAGCGCGAAGGAAAGGAUGCGUUUGAGACGCGCAACAAUAUUCAGGUCUUUGCCGCCCAGAAGCUCUCUGUUAUAUACGGCGAGCGUACCAUCUACUACGUGUUCUAUAAGUUUGUUAUUGGCCUGCCUGACUCUGCUGAGAAGAAGGUGCUGCAGCAGGUGCUCUCCUUCUAUGGCGCCCACCUGGUCACAAAGUACUCCGCUGCCUUCUACCGCGGGGGCUACUUCCGGGAGAGCUCAAACCAACUGGAGCUGUAUGAGCAAGGUAUCUUGGCUCUGCUUCCCCUGCUGAAGAACGAAGCUAUUGCUCUGGUGGAUGCCAUUGCUCCCACAGACUUUAUUCUUAACUCUCCACUGGGCAUGAGCGAUGGAAACGUCUAUCAGCAUCUGCAGCGCACUAUUGUUUCCACUCCAGGCGUCUACGAGCGUCCCCAUUGGUGGCGUGACGUUACUUAUAAGGAUUACCUUAAACGCGCCAAAUUGUAGAGUCACAAAAACAUUCACAUUCGGACAAGUGCAUUAUUAAUAUUAAGUUUGCAAAGUUAUUCUGAUAAAUCACAGUAUGAUAUUUGUUACACACACACUCUACCUACACGCUCUGCCUAUUACGGUUUUGCCAAGAAAUAUACUCGGUGCUUAAACUAACCUUUAA
This is a messenger RNA of Drosophila teissieri, 2624 nucleotides long. Its product is annotated as peroxisomal acyl-coenzyme A oxidase 3-like. Gene Ontology annotation, biological process: fatty acid beta-oxidation using acyl-CoA oxidase; lipid homeostasis. Gene Ontology annotation, molecular function: pristanoyl-CoA oxidase activity; fatty acid binding; FAD binding. The record is from RefSeq and is a predicted model, not a curated record. The coding region runs from base 347 to 2458 and encodes 703 amino acids. The transcript is spliced from 8 exons. Gene Ontology annotation, cellular component: peroxisome. Lineage: Eukaryota; Metazoa; Arthropoda; Insecta; Diptera; Drosophilidae.